This is a messenger RNA of Medicago truncatula (barrel medic), 618 nucleotides long. Its product is annotated as non-specific lipid-transfer protein. Gene Ontology annotation, molecular function: lipid binding. The transcript has 2 exons. The coding region runs from base 75 to 443 and encodes 122 amino acids. The record is from RefSeq and is a predicted model, not a curated record. Lineage: Eukaryota; Viridiplantae; Streptophyta; Magnoliopsida; Fabales; Fabaceae. Gene Ontology annotation, biological process: lipid transport.
CACUCUAUAAAUACUUAAAUUGCAUUCAUCUCUACACACUUGAAUUGCAUUUCCUCUAUCAAAAUUUCCAAAUCAUGGCUAGCUCAAUGCUUAUUAAGGUUACUUGUUUGUCUGUGAUGUGCUUGCUUUUGGCCAUUCCAUUAGCAAAUGCAGACCCUGAUCCUAAAUGUAAGAACGUGGCAGAAAGUAUAAUACCAUGCGUUGAGUACAUUAUGACCCCUGAUGCAUCCAACCCCCCUGCACCAUGUUGUAAUGGGAUGACCAGUUUAGCUGGCCAAGUCCAAGCUUUACCUGAACGUCAAUUUGCUUGCAGGUGCAUCAAAGAUGGCAUAUUCGACUUACCUGAUCUCAAUCUCGCUGCCCUUGCUGCCCUCCCUAACAACUGCGGUGUCGACUUACGCUUCCAGAUUACCCCUGAUAUGGACUGUGACAAUUUAAACUAGUGUUGAGCAGCUUCCAGGGUUUGUGGUGAUAAGCAAAACAGAAUAAAGGAGAUGGCUUAAAUUCUCCGAUUAUCCCCACUAGGGUCUCUAUCCUAUGUAUUUCAAUAAUAAUUAAAAUAAAAUUUGAAAUGUUUCAGCUCGAAAUGUUUGUGAUUUACCGUGACACUUGGAUUCA